GGCCGUCCUAAAAUUUAAGCACGGUAACUUGGAAUGAGCCACACACAACCUUGCUGAUUGCAGCAAGCAAUCGUGUUACUGAGGCGCUGGCGCAGUUUCUCUACUGGAAAUACGCCUAGUUGCUGCUGAAAGAUGUAUUGGUUAUUGCGGCGCAGUGGUGUUGUUGGACAACUUCUUAGGACUUAACAAGCGGCACGUGCUACCUUGUUGACUACCCCUGAGCGCCAUAUGUGGCAUAUACUACCGCGCCAGUCUCAGGCAGAACGGAGCCAUGGUUGGCUUAAAGCCUUGCACUUUGUGGCCGUCGUCAUACUUGCGUUGGGAAUUCCAUCGCCCACCAGAGGUACAACAAGCCCAAGCUGUCGCGGAUGCGAGAAGCUAUGGGAGCUGGCACGCAUAGAAAACGGAACAGAUUUUAUAGAACUCAAUCGGGCGUCAGGGCGCCUUCAUAAGGACUUGGUGCUCGUGAAGGCAAAUACCACAGCUGACCUCGCACUGGCCCAGCAAUUGUUUCGCGUUGAUACGCUCAUUAGCGCCCAAGAGGAUUCGAGCGUAGAUCUCUACUUUGGGUCUUACUCUCAGGGUCUUUUGCUGGAAGAAGGUGUGGUACUUACGCUGCAAAACCUCAUCCUCCAAAACGUCAUUGCAAUCUUCGCUAGCGACGGAAGUGGCGGCAACAUCAAUGCUACCAGUAACAACAGCAGCACCAGCACUGGCGGCACUAGCGGCUGGUCCCUGUCUCUGGACGCGUUCGAGCUGUCCCGCGGGUCACUGCUCCGGCUGGUGCGCACCGAGGUCGUACUGGCGGACUGCGGAGUGGCACGGCAGCUGUACGACGCGGCGGGGCAGCAGCAGCAGCAGCAACAGCAACAACAGGCUGGGGCGGCGGCAGCUUCAUCAAUGUUGGCCAACGUCACACAGGGCCAGGUUCCGGACGUGCGGAUUGCAUACUGGAGCUCGGCGCAGCUAGAAAUGCGGGACGUGUACGUGACUUGCAGCCAGGUUUGUGACCCCACAACUGGCGUACGAACCCUGCCGGUGGCCUCUGCGGCGUCCUUGUACGACGCGUUUGCGAUUGUGGACGAUCACCUUGACGGUUGCAGCGCCUAUGUCGUACAGCUGGCCACCAACGUGUCCCUGGCCGCCGCGCUGUCAGCUGGCCAACAACAACAGCAGCUGCAGCAGCAGUCAACAUGGCCGUCACCGCCGCCACCGUCUCCCCCGGGCAACAGCGCCUCUCGCCGGUUGAUGGCUCUGCAAGCGUCAGGAACCGGGACUUGGGGCCGUGGCGGCGCUGGGAAUGGACCCCGGCGGGGUUCCCUGUACGGCACUGCUGAUUGGCGCCGCCGGCAGCAGCAGCAGCAGCGGGGGCAUGAUGGGCUCGUACUGCCGUACGGCGGGUCCCAGCGGAGGCUGUUGGGCACAAUUGGUGCUGCUUCCGGCACAGCGGGCCCUAUGUUUGAUGUGUCGGCGAACCUCACCAUUCGCGGCUCCUCCUCCUCGGCCUCGGCCACAGUGCUGGACACCUCUCAGCUGUCCUCCCUGCUGCGGCUGCGGCCGCCCGCCAGCCUGGCAAUUGAGCAGCUCACACUCACCAACCUGGCAGUGCAGCAAACGGGGGUGCUGGCGCUGCCGCUGUACUUGGUGGAUGCGGCUUCGCGACUGGCUGCAGCAAACUGGACGAGCAAUGAAAGCGAUGCUAGCAGCAACAGCAGCAGUAGUAGGGUUAGCAAUGCAGGGCCAAGGGUUCUGUUGCGGAACGUCACGCUGGUUAUGGCGGGUGAUGAGUUGUCGUACUUGAUCUCCUGGCUGAAAGCUUAUAAGGAUAAGCCGACGACGCUGGACUCGGAUCAAGUGGCAUGGCUGCAGGGCAUCGUGCGGGAUGCCAAGUUGCAGUCCCUCGCCCUGAGUACCCUUGCCUUGGCGCGAUUCCGCAUCUGGGACAUCAACGCCACCAACCUGCGGCUUACCUCGGUAGCCCCUGUUGGAUUCACGCUGGUUCAGCCCAUCAUCGGCCUCUCCCACUUCUCCUCCACGCCCCUGGAGCCCUACCCGCAGAUCGUGGUCCUGAACUCCAGCGCGGGCCUGGCGGCCGUGCUCAACGCCUCCACCGGCAGCCUCGUCUCCCCGGGUAACACCGCCUACACCGCCUACCCUGGAGUGCCCACCCAAGCCGCCGUCUCGCUGCUAGCCAACGCCACCACCACCACCUCCACAGCCGCGUCCCUCUCCGCUACUUCCGCAAUAACGACAACCACCGCUUCCACCACCAGUGCUUCCUCCUCCUCGUCAACUAAUGUCACCACGCGCGUCACCGCAUACUACGCGCCCGUGCCGUACGGAAAUGUGGUCCUCAAACGCAGCUACGUGCUCGGGUCACAGCUCUUCUUCCAUCCUUACCCUCAAAACACCACCAACGCCACCACCAGCACUAACAGCAGCAGCAGCACCGCCACUAGUACAGCAUCCUCCUGUUCCUUCUCACCCGCCGACCCCCCUGCCGUCCUGGACUUUGGCGGCGCGCGCAGCACCUGGGCCUCCUUCGCCUCCUCUGGGCUGUGGCUGGCGCUGCGCAACCUGACACUGAUAGGCCUGGACUCGCCUGCUCGCUGGCCUGCCGCAUCUCCGCGCCUGGUGCGCUGCCUGGACCUGCCGCUGUGGGCGCUGCAGGCGGAGCGGCUGCCCUCGCUGGCCGGGGAGCCUCCCGCGCUGAGGCUGGCGGGGGUCACGCUGAGCGUGUCUAGCCAGGAGCUGGCGCUGUGGGCGGCGUGCUAUGAGGUUCUGACGGCGAAUGGAACAUCGUCAUCAGCCAACAGCUCUUCUUCCCAGGCCAGCGGCUUUACCCAGGAGUUGGAAGUCGCUUGCGAAAGCCUGGGGUUGCGGUCCUUUGUGGCUAAGAUGGAGGGCGCCCAUGCGUUCAAGAUCUAUCUUUUGGAGGGCAUGGGGAUGCAGAUCAAGGAUUCCGUCCUGCGAGAUGACAUCUUGCCGUACCACCGGUACGACAUUGCUGAUUUGCUACCAGGUCUUUCGCCUAGAUCUUUAUCACCACCAAGCCCAAGCUCGGUAGACACGCAAUCUUCCGGUCGGAGCCGGAAAUGGGUCAUCCCGCUCGCGGUAAUUGUCAUCAUGGUAUUCCUAGCCACUGCCGCAAUCAUUUACGUCUACAUUCGGAGCCGAAGGGGCCUGGAAAAGGACGGACCGUAUGUGAAUGUCCACAUGACCAAGAUGAUGAAUGAUACGGGCUUGCGAUCGUACGCAAUGGAGGGGUUGGAGAAGCGAAGUUCACGGCGGCCGGCUGGCAGUGACCCAUGGGACACGGGACGCAGCCGGAGCGUGAGCCGGCUGAGGUUGCCAGGCCUUCUAUCACGGAGCCGCAGCACCCGGCCGGGUCCUGGAGACGGCGACGAAGGCGACCAGGCGGCUCCCGUUCGGACUGUUACCGGGGAGGAUCAGCAGCUCGGCAGUGAGCGAGGGGGCCCGGUGGAGGCUGGAAGCGCUGCGAGCGCUAGGCACAGGCCGGGGCAGGCCGGUUCGGACGCCAGCAGAGGUAGCGGCAUGGUGCACAUGGGCGGCAGCGGAAACACCGCACCGGUGUUUAACCCCGUACGCGCGUCGGGGACUGUGGCUGCAGUCGCCGGGGUGGGGGCGGGAGGGGUGGAAAUGUCGUACGGCAUGCCGUGUCGGCAGAGCGGGACUGCAAACAUUGGCGUUGCGGGUAGCGCUGUCGCUUGUGAGGAUGGCGUGGGCGGUGGUGGAGAUGCUGUCGGCGGCAGCGGUGGAUGGGAGUACAGCAUGUACAAUGCCACCGCCGAUGUGGCUAAGCCAGACUUCAAUGACGGAACCUGGCAGCAGCAACAGCUACAGUUGCAGCAGUUUGUGGGAACAAUGGUGGGUCACAUGUGCGCCGCAGGGUGCCCAACGCAGCAGCAGCAGCCUAUGAUGCCGCACGCUAUGAUGACGACUGCGGACAUGGAGGGCGAAGGCGUAAUGAUCAUGGCCAUGCCGGCAGACACGGCGACAGCAGUACGGCAAGCCGCCGCGGCACCACUUCUGGGCGCUGGUGCGCCUCCUCCGCCGGGAACCCCCGCGACAGCAUUGCUAGCCACCGACGCAUCGUACGGUGGUAGCAUGCCGCCUGAUCCGCUCUUAACCACACAAGGUCAUGGGACUACUUGUGGUGGUUCAACCUUUAUCGACUCUUCGUUGGCCGGAAACGUCCUUGAGUCGGCGUCCUUCAACCCGGCACAGCUGCAGGCCGCAGGUCAACAGCGAAUGGUGGACAUGGCUGCGACGUUUGCCCUGCCUGCAAGCGGCGGCGGCAGUGGCAGUGGCGGCGGCUGCGCUGCUGCAUCCCUGGAGCAGGAUGGCUCCGCCGGAAGGCCGAGCAGCCAGCACGGCGCCUUUGGAGGCAGCUCGCCAUUAGUUAACGCCAUCCGGCAGCUCACAAGAUCCGCAUCUUCAAACGCCGCCAUCGUGAGUCACCGUUCGGCGCCGCUCAUGCAGCCGCCGCUGUCACAGUCACGCCUGCAGCCCCAACCGCAACGCUCAUUGCUUGGUCAGGAGGGCGCCCGGUCCGCAGGACAUAGCCCACAUGCGAUCUGCGUUCCUGGCGGUGGCGGCGAUAGGCCCAGCGUGGUAACGUUUUCCGUCACCAAGCGUUCCCUAAAGUUGGUGGAAGGUGGAGCUGUGGCGACCGACCCACGGUUCGCCACCGCUGCCGUGGCAGGCGUCGGGAACUCAGGGGAAUCUGGCCAUUCAAUGGCCAGCCAAGGCAGCCCACGCCAUGGCUCGCCGGGGGGAACGGGUGAAGUCAGUCGAUCAGCCAUGCCUAGUCCGCAGCCAAGUUGGCCGCAGCAGCACCAGUACCAUUCCGGAUCCAGCGGUGGUUUUGUGGAACAUGCGCACGACCUAGCAGGAGGCUUGUGCACAGCAGCAGCCCUCGAUGCCGCCGGCUCCGGCGGCGGCACAACAGCAGGCUCGCAUCACCGGCUGCCGCCCCCUGCGUCCCCAACAACUCCGUUAUUUUCUCGUACGGCAUCUACGAAAGCGACUUCACAUGGUGGUUCGGCAGGCAGGAUGCACGGAGGGAGCAGCAGCGGUGGCGGCGGCAGCCGUGCAACGCCUACGUUGCGGCCAACCAUGGCGGGGGACUAUACGACAUCUACGGCGUCAGAUCCUACAGCCGUGGCGAACGCGGGCCAGCUCGCGAGCCCGCGACCCAUGGGACGGCGAACCGGUUUCCAGGCGAACUCCUCCAUGUCCCGGCUGAGUGAGGCGACCUGGGGCCGCUCCGACAGCUCCCGCAGCACUGCCCUGCUGGACGGCGUCCUUGGAGGCGGCAGCGGCGGCAGCAUCACUGGCGUCGCUGCCGCCACCGCUGUCGUCGCGGGGCCGUCUGCCGGUGGCGGACCCAAUGCCCACGCCGCCGACGCCGCUGCCCACACCGGCAGCGGCAGUGGCGGUGCAGGCGGCGGCGGCACAUCUGGCGGCGGCGGUACUGUCUCCAAGCCCGGCUUUGGGAAGCUGCUUGUGGGCUCGUUAAGCACCCUGUUCCGAGUGGACAACCUCACCGUCGGUCUCCAGAAGAACUCCUCACCACCGCCCAGCCUUACUCCCAGCGGAGGCAGCGGAACCAGCGGCGCCCCCUCCGGCAGGUACCAUCGUGCAGAAUCCGGCCCGUCCCGCGCCAAUGCCGGCGGCAACGCCGGCCAGGGAUCCACAGCAACGGGUACGACAGUGCGAGCCGGACGAACGAGCGUGAACGGGCCCAAUGCGGGCGGCGCUGGGGCCAGUGGCGGCGGCGGCGGCGCUGGGAGUGCUGGCCGUGUGAGCACGGGUCCAGCUGGGCUGGGUGCCACUCUUACGGAGCUGAGUGCGGACAUGGAGCGGAGUGUGAAUGAGAACCAGCUGGUGAUUCAACAGCCGCUGGGGGCGGGAGCCUUUGGAACGGUCUAUAAAGCGCUGUGGAAGGGGCUGCCUGUCGCCGUCAAGACCAUGACGCUCACCUCGGACGCCGUCACGCAGGGCCGCCACGCAGCGCUGGUGGAGGCGGCGCUGUCAAAGUCCAUCUACCACGCCAACGUGGUGACCACCUACACGUGCGACCUGAAGCCCAUGCACGUGGACAGCCACCGGGGCGGCGCCAUGACGGGGCUGCACAUCACCAACGAAACGGAGGUCAUUCAGGAGUGGAGGCUGUACAUCGUGCAGGAGUACUGCGACGGUGGCAGCCUGCGCCAUGCCAUCGAGGCACGCUCCUUCCUCAACCCAGCCACCGGCUCACCGCAGCUGGAGUGGGUGCUGCAGAUGGCUCGAGAGGUGGCUAGCGGGCUGCAGUACCUGCACGAGCACAACAUCAUCCACGGAGACCUCAACCCCGCCAAUGUGCUGCUGAAGCACGACGACGGCAGCGUGCUGGGCUACACCGCCAAGAUAGCGGACUUCGGGCUGUCGGUGCACAUGCAGGCGGAGCAGAGCCAUGUGUCCAACACCAAGCGGGGAACGCCCUUCUACACCGCACCUGAAGUCACCCACGCCGGCAACCUGACCCGCUUCGCCGACGUCUUCUCGUACGGCGUGUUGCUCUGGGAGCUGUACUGCAGCCGCUCCUGCUGGACGUACGGGCCGCAGGGCCGGUUGGUGCAGCAGCGCGGCUUCCCGCACCUGCCGCCCACCUGCCCGCGCAGCUUCGCACAGCUGGUCAGCGCCUGCAUGCAGCCGGCGCACAAGCAGCGACCCACCUUCAAACAGAUCGGGCAACAGCUGGAAGGUAUGCUUCGGGACUGUGAGCGUGCGGCUGUCGGAGGAACGGGUGAUUGGACUGUCGCAUCAGGCAGCGGUAUGGAAUGGAGGUCCGAGGACGGCAGGCGGCCAAUGCCAGCGCAGCCGCCGCCGCCGCAGCACCAGCACCAGCAGCAAGCGUGGCAAGGGCCGCAGCAACAUCAGUCGCCAUUGCGACUGACGCAUAGCAUGGCGACGCUGAAUCCUGCAGCAGCAGCGGCGGCUGGUGCCAACAGCGGUAGUGGCGGCGGAGAACACCUAAGGGCUGAGCGAUCCAGCAGCGGCCCAGUAGGCCACGGCUACGUCCGUGACAGCGGCGCAGUGCUGAAUCGUGCACACUCCACAUGCGCUGCCGCCGGUGCCGCCGCCGCUGCUGCCACCGCCGUUGCGGAAUUCCCAGUUCCACCCAACAUGGGUGCUACGUCAGGAGCCGCCGCCAUGCCGCCCGCUGCUCCGUACGUCCAGGUUGUUUCCCCAGUCGUGGCUGCCACGGCGGUGACGGGUGUGGAGUCAAUCCCAGCCGGCACACCCAACACAAGCGGCGCAGCGUUCUUGGGCAGCUGCAGCGAUGCAGUUGCCGCUGCUGCUGCCGCAGCGCCCGUUGCAGCCGCCGUCGGAGCUUUUGCGGGGGGUCGGAGCUAUGCAGCAGUGGUGGCAGCGCCGUCACUGCCGCUCCCAGUUGCGGCUGUUGCUGUUGAGUCCACGCGGCAUAAUGAAAGCAGCGGCAGUGGCGGUAGCGGCGGCGGCUCCUCGCUAGCUACUCCCUGCCAGCAAGACACUCCAGUGCUAGGCCAACCGCCACAGCUGCCGCAACCGGCGGCGGCCCAGCAGCCAUCGGAGGCAGCCCCUGCAGCAACUGGUACGGCAACGCUGGCCACCAUACCGGCCUGUGCUCUACCUCCUUUGGGUGCAGCAGCCGUGGAAGAAGAGCCUGCCGCUGCCGCUGUGGCAAUGGAAGCUGGGCCGACGGGGCAGCAGGUGGACGCAAGCCGGGGUGCCACAUACAGUGAACAGGCAGGCCAGGCAGGGGAGGUGAAGGAACAGGUGAAGGUCGCAAGUGCUGCUGCUACAGGUGAGGCUGGUAUGGCGUCAGCAGCGUCCGUAGAUUCAGCGGCAGCGGCGCCGUCGGUGGCAGCGGGGGCGGUGGGUGUGGCUGUGGAUCCCUUUUUGGCUGCAGACUUGCUCAUUUCACCGGCCACGUCUGUCCUCGUAGCAGCUCUGCAUGCGGAUGACGAGCCCAAGAACCAAGAACAUGCCACGGACACGACGCUGCCAGCUGGAGGUGCGGCUCCUGCUGAGAUUACGGCCCCCAGCGGCUCUGCUAACGUAACCUCAGCUCCUCUUGGCGACAGUGCCACUUCUCGUACGGCUGCCGUGAAGGAUACGACGGACGCCAGCCCUGCUGCAGCUGCCGCCGCCACUGCCAAUGCUGGCGUGGUCGCCGCCGUCGCCUCCGUCGCAGCCCCGCCUCCGGCUGCUGCUGCUGGUGCCCAUAGCGGUGGUGGCGGAUCCUCCGGCGGUACGAGUGGCGGCAGCAGUGGCAGCAGCAGCGGCAGCAAUGGAGCUCCCGGCGCGUUUGCUAAUGUGAUGCGGGCGUUCGAGAUCCCAUCAGAGGUGCCUCGUUUCGGCCGACCUGACCUACCCACAGUCCAUGAGUCCGACGGUGAGGAAGCCGCAACGGAGGAUGGGGUUGCGACAAAGGCACUGCUCCCGGCAUAUGCGCAGCUUAAGAGCGCCAGCAACAGCCGCGCUGGAGUCCAGAAGAAAGGCGAAUUAGCGGCAGCUUUGGGGGGGGUGCAGGAAAGCGCAGGCGCGGCCGCGGCUUCCGCCGAGACUGCCGAGGUUGCUGCCCCUAACCGCAAGCCAUCGCCGCCACCGGGCUCUGCGACAGCUGUAUGCGGCAGCUCCGCCGUGCCCAACUUUUCGCGCUCGAGCUUCAAGGACGUCACAGCUGGGGUCACGUUCGGUCCGUGGUCCUCCCUGAGGCGCUCAAGCCUGCGCCGCUCCUCCACUGGGCCGCUGAGCAGGUUGUCGUACGGCAGUGUUCCGUACUCUGGAGGUUUAGCGCCUCGUGCUCCUUCAAACUCCAGGACCUUGCAAAGGCGCAGCGUGGAUGCUCCCGGGAUGACUUUUUACAGCAGCGUGGCCCCCGGCGCGGCGCCUGCUGUGCCGCCGCAGUCCAGCAGCAGCUCAGCACGGUCAGGAGGUGGGAGAGUGCCGGGUUUCAACCCCUCGCAAGCCGGUACUUCGUCACAGUUUGCGCGACACAGUCUGACCGCAAGGAUGCCAGCGGCUACGGCUGCUGGAUCCUCUUCGGCAUCAUCUACGGCACGACCUCCACCGUUCGCUCGCGCCAGCAUGCCAUCAAUCAUUUCCGCUUCUGCUACCGCGGCUCCUGCAGCAGCGGGGCCAGCGGCAGCUUCGCCGUUUGCACGGUCGAGUGUAAGUGCAGCUCCUAUCGCGCCCGCCCCUGCGGCAUCGAGGACGGCAUCAGCGUCGCCGUUUGCGCGAGCUAGCCUAACCGCGCCGCCUGCCGCCGUGCCAGCAGCAGCAGCGGCGGCGGCGCCAUCCCCAUUCGCUCGACAAAGCCUCGCUGCUCCUUCCCCAGUCCCUGAGGAAGUGCCCUUAUCGGCCGCUGCGAUGCCUGCUAUGGCUGGUCCUUCUGGCUUACCCACCGCUGCCGCGUCCUCAGCGGGUCGCUUUGCGCGGGCCAGCCUAGUAGAAUGCAGCCUGCCGCCAAGCAGCAGCACGGUAACCGGGACGGACUACACGUACCAGCAGCCAGCUCCUGCCGCUGUUCCGGCAAAGCAGGCGCCUGGAACCAGCCCUUUUGCUCGGCCAUCACUGGGCUCACUGGCGACCUCAGGCGGUGCCCUUGCGCAGCAGCUGCAGGCACCGCCGCCGCCUGCGCUGAUUGACCCGGGGGUCAGUCGCUUCGCGCGAGCCAGUCUUGGGGUUCAGCCGACAGCGGCCUUGGUUGAGGCUAGCCAACAGUCCUACAGCAAUCCCUAUCAACCCUUUCACCCACAGGCGUACCAACAGCAACAGCAGCCGUACCAACAGCAACAGCAGCCGUACCAAAUGCAGCAGCAGCCGUACCAACAGCAGCAGCAACCGUACCAACAGCUUGCCUACCAACCGCAGCAACCCUACCAGCAGCCGAUGUACUACCCGCAGCCAUACCAUUCAGGCAUGGGAAUUCCUGCCGUGCCUUCUUCGACCGCAUCAAACCCUGGCAGGUCUCCCUUCGUGCGGCCCAGCAUGGGCGAGCCAACUAUCGAUACUGGCGCAGCCUACUCAAUGACAGCCUCUUCCAUGCUGCUCGCACCUGCUGCUGCGGCGCCAGGGCCCACGGCCGGUGGUCCCUUCUGCCGCCCCAGCAUGGGAGCUCCCUUGCAAGGCCCCGAGACAGGCUCCACGCCGAUGCUUGUGGGACCCACGCUUCCAGCUCUCCCGUCCAUGGCGCCGGGAACUGGAGCCGCAGCAGCGCCCUACUAUCAACAGCCCCAUGCUUACCACAUGGCUUCUCAGCAGCACAUGCCAGCACACAACUGGCCCAGCGGUCCCGCUGUCGCUUCAGCUGCUGCCGCUGGCCCCAUAAUUGGAAGCUACCAGGCUACCGCCUCAACUAUAGCUGCUGCGGCGGCGGCUGCGAUGCAGCAGCCGGCUGGAACUGGCUCUGCUAGCUUCGUUCCAGAAGUCGCAGUAGCGGGUGCUGUCGGUACUGCUGCUGCUGCUGCUGCUAUGGAGCCCGAGGCCACCGCUGCCGUCGGCUCGGCUUACGCGUACCAGCCAAGCCAGCAGCCAGGCACCUCCACGUCGGCGUCCAUGGGGCAGCUGCCUCAACAGGCGUGGGCUACAUCUGCUAUGCAAAGCGGGCCUCCAGCACAGCAGCCGACGCAGUAUCCGCAAUACUUGAUGCAACUGCAUCCGCAGCAGAUGUCCUACAGUGCGCCUCAGGUGUUGCUGCAACAGCAGCCCAGAGCGGCCCCUGGACCCAUGGGUCAGUCGGGUGACAGCGGCAGCUCCUUCGCCGCGACGGCUGUUCAGCGGCCCGGCGCUGCUGUAGACCAACCAGCUGCAGCGGCGGCUCAGGGAUCGCAGUAUGCCGGAGUGUUUGGUUCGCCAGUGCUUACACCUCUUGCUCCGGAUGGCUCCUCAUCCAUUCCCGGCGGCGUCCAUGCCCCUGUCCGGCCCUUAACGUGUCCAGAGGCCCCCGACUUUGCCCGCAGCCUCCAGCGCAGGAACAGCAGCCCCUUAUCAAUGGUCAGCACCGCCACCGACGCUGGUGCUAUCGGCCGCCGAGAGCCCGGAACCGCCGCCGCCGGAGUUGCAUCGUCGUACGGAAUGCCUUCGAACACCAAAGGAGCCAUUAACAUCCCUGCUCCCCGCAGCUCUGGGUCAGCUGGCGGUGUAGCCACGUCGUUCAACCCAUCUAGCCCCAUGCCCAUUCGCGGGUCUGUGAGAUCCGGAGGAUCGGUUGGUGCGAUGGGCGGCGGCGGCGGCAGCGGCACCUCAUGGCAUGCUGGCGCACAUUUGCGUCUCGGAGGCUCUCAGGGACCCCAAUCGUACGGCAGCUAUGGCGGCGGCGGC
Molecule: messenger RNA, 11373 nt
Organism: Astrephomene gubernaculifera
Lineage: Eukaryota; Viridiplantae; Chlorophyta; Chlorophyceae; Chlamydomonadales; Astrephomenaceae
Source: the annotation of a GenBank genome assembly